Messenger RNA from Perognathus longimembris pacificus (Pacific pocket mouse), 3734 nucleotides. It is a transcript of the gene Ube2w, whose product is annotated as ubiquitin conjugating enzyme E2 W. The coding region runs from base 43 to 498 and encodes 151 amino acids. The record is from RefSeq and is a predicted model, not a curated record. The transcript is spliced from 6 exons. Lineage: Eukaryota; Metazoa; Chordata; Mammalia; Rodentia; Heteromyidae.
CUGCGUCUCUGGCCUCGCUGGCCUUGGGGGGAUGGUUCCAUCAUGGCGUCAAUGCAGAAACGACUACAGAAAGAACUGUUGGCUUUGCAAAAUGACCCACCUCCUGGAAUGACAUUAAAUGAAAAGAGUGUUCAGAAUUCAAUUACACAGUGGAUCGUAGACAUGGAAGGUGCACCAGGUACCUUAUAUGAAGGGGAAAAAUUUCAACUUCUUUUUAAAUUUAGUAGUCGAUAUCCUUUUGACUCUCCUCAGGUCAUGUUUACUGGUGAAAAUAUUCCCAUUCACCCUCAUGUUUAUAGCAAUGGUCAUAUCUGUUUAUCCAUUCUAACAGAAGACUGGUCCCCAGCGCUCUCAGUCCAGUCCGUUUGUCUUAGCAUUAUUAGCAUGCUUUCCAGCUGCAAAGAAAAGAGACGACCACCAGAUAAUUCUUUUUAUGUGCGAACAUGUAACAAGAAUCCAAAGAAAACAAAAUGGUGGUAUCAUGAUGAUACUUGUUGAUGCCACUGUUGUCGUCAUCCUCCUAGCAGAAGAUAGUCCUACUGAGAAAAAAUGAGCACUUUGAUCAUUCAGUCUUUGAACUUUAACAUUUGACUGGAAGUGACCUAUAGGCAAUGAAGACUACUUCCUUUUACUGCAUUUUUACUCGUGUGCAUUCUGGGCGCAUGUUGAUCGCUGGUUUAGUCCAGACAACUGACAUGCUUUUAUUAGUCAUACAGUAUUAAUGCAGGUGUCAGGAAAUGUCAAAUAUAAUUCCAUUUUUUUAAUUUUAUUUUUUUAAGCUUUUGGAAAAGUUCCAGGUCCUCAUGUAUUGUGCAAUAACAAUGACUUCCCUGGUGGUUUGGGGACGUUCAUUGCCGGCAAUGGACGUUUGUAACAGGAAAAGUUUUCAUUAAUUCCUGCCGCUCCGUGAUUAAUGCAUGAUAGGGCCUAAGAAAUGAAUUUAUCGGUUAUAGUGGGAGUAUAAUAAAGUGAGGGAUCCAGAAUUGCUUUGAAAGUUUCACCCCAAUUGUUUAUAUUUGGAUUCUAUGCACUGUGAUCCUAACAACAUGCGUCUUCAAAAGGACUAUAAUGAACGAUCAUUGCGUAUUUAUUUAAUUGUUUAUAUCUGCUGUCAAAUUGUUUUGACAUGGAAGGUUUUCGAAUAACAUUGGCAGAGAGGUACAAUAUGUUAUCCCUAUGGUGAAAAUAAAUUCAUUUGUUGUAAAUAGUUCCUCAGUCUCUGGAGUAAAGGAAUGAAUAAUAUAGGGUUUAAUCAAGGCUUUACUUGGGAAGUAAGGAAACUGACAGUGAUGGUUAAAUUGCUGCAGUCCAUCCUUCAGGCUUGUUAUUUGUAUAUUAAAGAUUUUUUUUUCCCAAGUAGAUUAUGCUGUUACUUCUUGCUAGCCAUCAGCAUGAGCCCUACUGCUAAACACUAUUUCAUUUAUUUAUGUUUGGAGAAUUCUAAACAUUUUUGUUUGUGAUCUUGUUUCUUUUUGUUAUGUUUUAUGUCAGAUUUGAAUGUUAUAAUUACCUUCAUUGAAAAACUUUUGUCACAUUUUUUUUCCUUGUAAAUUUUCUUGUCCUUCAAUCCUGUACCCUAAAAUAAGAAAUACAUUUUUUGACAGAGGCUUAAUGUUUUAACAAAAUGUGUGGACAUUUUUAUUUUAAGAUUUUGGCAAAAGUACACUAUAAAUGGUAUGCUUGCUUGUUUGUCUCACACAAUCCUAGUUUUUCCUGGAGGGAUUUUUGUUUUGUUUUCUUGUUACUGAAAAGACUUUGCUCACAGCUAGAUAGGUUUUCUAUAUUUAAAAAAAUGUUGAAAAGUCCCAUUCUCAGUACCAUGUAAGUUAAUGAUACUGCAACUAGGUUCUCUUUUUAAAAAGCAAUUGAUGUAUUUUAUAAAUUACCUUUUCACAUAUGCAAAAUCUGUUUUUACUACAAUGUUAUUUUUACUAAUGCCUUAUUGUUGCACUCUUUGAAGUAUCCUGUAGUGAGUAUGUUAAUCAGUAUGAGCUUGAACAUAAAAGCCAGUUGGCUGAAAGAUCUGAAAUAUGUACCCCAGUAAAACCAUCCAAUAAGUAACUGAUAAAGAAUCUUGAAAAAAUUGUUUUUAAUCUCUGUGUAGAUGACAUUUUGUAGCUUUGUACAUGUUGUUAAUUAAGGGCAUAUAAUUUUACAUACAAAGUAUGAUUGCUGAACUCAGGGGUGGGUAGACUUCAAAAAUUUGUUGUAGAAAUAACUAGAAAAAGAAAUUAAAACCAUGGCCAGCUAGCAAAUUAUGGAGACUGUUUAUACUACUAAUUAGCAACUACCACUUUUAAAAAUUCUAAGUAUUUUUGUUCUAGCUUGCCUAGAUACGCAUAAAUUCUUACAGUGAUCACUAUCAAUUUUAUUAGCUGGCCUAUUUAAUCUGGUUAAAAUAUUUGAACUAUUCUGAGUUUUUAAACUGCUUUUAAUAUGAAAAUUACAGCUGUAUAUUAUGUAUUUUCCUAUCUUACAUAACUGCCCUAAUCUACUGAUUAACUUGAUCUUUUCCAUUGGGGGAGGGAUAUAGGGAAGUCACUCUCUGUAUUGCUGGUCCUCUUACUAAACUUCUUUUUUGAAGAAAUGACCUGUGAUAUUUAGUCACCAAAGGAAUUAAGGUACCAGGUCAAAGAUGAACAAUGCUAGGUCAUAUAGUACCUUAGUCAAGUUUCUUAUAACAUACCUCUCUCUAAAUACAGAUACCAUAAAAUAAAAUGGAGGGAAAAAGCAGAAAACCAAAUACUUUUUGGUGUGUGUUACGGUUCAAAGUAGAAAACAGAAAGAUGAAAUACCAUAAACUAUAGGAACACCAACCAUUUCAAAUUCAUGAUCAAGUUAACUUUGCUUCCUUGAAUUUAGGAGUGAUUGGAAACUCUUUUGUUUGCACUUAGAUGUAAUCAUUUGAUAUGUGAGCUACAUAAUUGAAAGUCAUAGGACAUUUAUCUUAGUCAUUCUACUAAGGGUAAGUAAGGGCUUUGUAAUAAGAGAAAAAUAAUAUUUCACUAUAUAGUUUGAAAACAAUCAAAAUACCAAGAAAUUUAUGUAAGAAUAUUAUUUACUCUGCAUUCCUUCCAUGGAGCACUAGGCCUACAGAAUUAUACAUUUAUACUUAGAUGUGUUAUUUUUCCUCCCUCCCUCCCUCCCUCUCUCUCUUUCCUUCUUUUAGGCCAUUCUUCUGGUUUGCCAAUUUUGUUAAGACUGUGAUUCAAUUUCUUAUUUAUGCAUGCUUAGGUCAUGAACUUGGUGCCCUUUCAAAAAAGUUUUUGUCAGAAAUUUAAUGCCGUAAGUUUUAAGAAGAAAGAUUUCUGUUUUUUAAGGGAAAUUAAAAAUAAAUUUUAUGGUUAUUCUCUUAAGGAAUUAUGAUUUAUUUCUAAUGAAUUUGUAAUGUGUACGUUCUCAUUUAGCCAGAGGGAAGUAAAACAUUUUUAAUCACCAGAAGAAAGUCCUGGAAAUAGCUUUUAUGUAGUUAACAGCAGUUCAACUGAACAGAGUUAAUCCUUCUCCUUUUGAAUAGGUACAUAAAUAUCUGUUAAAAGAUAACUGCCUUAGUUUACUGCUUUUUUUCCUUCUAGGUCUGAAAUAUGCAGUCAUUAGAUACCUAUGGUGGAUAAUAACUUGCCAAAAUUCUAAAACAUACUAAUGACUUUCCAGAUGGCAUCAAAGGUGAAUUGACAAAAACAUAGAAGGAUUUAGUGAUAUGAAAAUGCUAUAAUAAGUAGUUAUUUCUGGUU